This is a messenger RNA of Lacerta agilis (Sand lizard), 2075 nucleotides long. RefSeq names its product aspartyl-tRNA synthetase 2, mitochondrial (gene DARS2). The record is from RefSeq and is a predicted model, not a curated record. The coding region runs from base 16 to 1974 and encodes 652 amino acids. Gene Ontology annotation, biological process: aspartyl-tRNA aminoacylation. Gene Ontology annotation, cellular component: cytoplasm; mitochondrion. NCBI's taxonomy places the organism in Eukaryota, Metazoa, Chordata, Lepidosauria, Squamata, Lacertidae. Gene Ontology annotation, molecular function: aspartate-tRNA ligase activity; nucleic acid binding; ATP binding. The transcript has 17 exons.
GAACGCGAGGAGCCGAUGCCGGUGUUUUGGUGUACCGUGCGCGGGCUGCCGGGCCCCCUCCGCGCCCCUCUGCCGCUGCUCUUCCGAAGGGGGGCGGCCAAGAGCGGCUCCAGGCGCGACUCCGGCACUCGGGCGCUCCACGCACACGGCGCCGGCCCUGCAGAUGUCAAUAGUUUUGUUUCCCGGACCAAAACUUGUGGGGAAUUGCGCUCUGCUCAUGUAGGUCAGGAGGUCACCCUGUGUGGAUGGAUUCAAUAUCAGAGGCAGCAGCAGUUUGUGGUUUUGAGGGACUUCCAAGGACUCACCCAGAUUAUCAUACCUCAGGAUGAGGCAGCUUCCCAUUUGAGGAAGAUCUUGUAUGACACUCCAGUUGAAUCUGUAGUGAGGCUGACUGGAACUGUUGUCCCCCGGCCUCCAGGACAGACAAACCCCAGAUUGCCUACAGGUGAUAUUGAAGUUAAGGUGAAAACAUUAGAGAUCCUGAACGCCUGUAAGAAACUUCCUUUUGAAAUAAAAGACUUUGUCAAGAAAACAGAGGCCUUGCGAAUGCAGUAUCGCUAUUUGGACCUGCGGAGCGUCCAAAUGCAGUACAACCUACGAAUGAGGUCCCAGGUGGUGAUGAGAAUGCGGGAAUACCUCUGCAAUCGUCAUGGCUUUGUGGAUGUGGAAACGCCAACGCUAUUCAAGAAGACUCCAGGGGGUGCAAAGGAAUUUGUGGUGCCCUCACGAGAGGCUGGGAAGUUUUACUCACUGCCCCAGAGUCCUCAGCAGUUUAAGCAGCUAUUGAUGGUAGGAGGCCUGGACAGGUACUUCCAAGUAGCCCGCUGCUAUCGAGAUGAAGGUUCCAAGCCAGACAGGCAGCCCGAAUUCACUCAGAUUGAUAUUGAGAUGUCAUUUGCAGACCAAACUGGGAUUCAGGCUUUAAUUGAGGGCUUGCUGCAGUAUUCCUGGCCUGAGGAAAAGAGACCCAUCACAAUACCUUUUCCAUCCAUUACCUAUGAUGAUGCUCUGGCCACCUAUGGGAGCGAUAAGCCAGACACUCGCUUUGAAAUGAAGAUCAUUGAUGUCACUGGUGUGUUCAGGAACACAGAAAUUGGAGUUCUCCAGAAAUCUCUCAAUGAGCCCCGGGGUACCGUCAGAGCCAUUUGCAUUCCGCAGGGAGCGAAACAUCUUCGGAAUAAAGAUUUGGAGUCAUUAAAUGAAUUGGCAAAGUCCCAGUUUAACCAGGGAAUACUGCACUUGAUUUUGAGGUCUGAUGGCAGUAUGAAGUCCCCACUUGGUAAGUUCCUGAAUGAAGAACAAAAACUGGAGCUUGUCAGAGCAGUUCAGGCCAAUGCGGAUGACGUCGUGUUGCUGGCAGCUGGAGAGCAUGAGAAAGUGUGUUCUACGUUGGGAAAGUUGCGCUUGGAAGCUGCUGAUCUUCUGGAAGCAAGAGGCCUGUCCCUUCGCAACCCCUCUGCCUUUCAUUUCCUAUGGGUGGUGGAUUUUCCCCUUUUUCUCCGGAAAGAAGAAAAUCCCAGGGAAUUGGAGUCAGCUCACCAUCCCUUCACUGCCCCCCACCCCUCUGAUGAGCACCUCCUCUAUACAGAUCCUGCCAAGGUCCGUGGUCUGCACUAUGAUCUGGUGCUUAAUGGUAAUGAGAUUGGAGGUGGCUCCAUUCGAAUACACAGCGCAAAGCUGCAACGUUUCAUUCUUGAGACAGUGCUGAAGGAGGACACAGAGCUGCUUUCUCACCUGCUUGAAGCACUAGACAGUGGGGCACCUCCACAUGGAGGAAUUGCAUUAGGACUUGACAGGCUGAUUUGCCUUCUAGUAGGAGCUGCAAGUAUUCGAGAUGUCAUUGCCUUCCCCAAAUCAUUCAAGGGGAGAGACCUGAUGUGCAAUUCUCCAGAUUACAUUGCCCCAGAAGAGCUUGAACCAUACCAUGUCAAGAUUGCAGAGCCCAUGCCAGAAGUGAAAGUGAAAAGUAACUGACUACAUGACAGAAAUGAAGAGUAAAACAUCCAGUAUUGAACCCAUUGGAUUUUUGGAACUGGUAGAUGGUCUCCUGUACUUAUUUUUGAUGGAAAAUUGGA